Fomitopsis serialis is the source of this 1704-nucleotide messenger RNA. Its product is annotated as Bud-site selection protein. Lineage: Eukaryota; Fungi; Basidiomycota; Agaricomycetes; Polyporales; Fomitopsidaceae. The record is from RefSeq and is a predicted model, not a curated record. Bases 62 to 1474 code for a protein of 470 amino acids. Gene Ontology annotation, cellular component: nucleus; 90S preribosome. The transcript is spliced from 5 exons. Gene Ontology annotation, biological process: maturation of SSU-rRNA.
CUACCAUCCCUCAGCUCUGCUCCGACACAGCCCGCACAUUUCACACAUUUGAGAAUUUAUAAUGCCGAGUACAGUGUCUGCAACCCAUUUGCCUCACUCUAGGCCUCAGGGAGUGAAGAGGAAAAGAGGCAAGGAUGUAGUCGUGGAUCCUGCAACGAAGAUACGGGCGAAGUUGCAUAACGGCUUGAAAGCAAUCUACAAAGUCGCGAAAAAAGAGAAGACUUUUGAGAUCCAGAAACUUAUCAAGAAGAAGAAGGAUGCGGCGGGGAAGCAGGACAACGUGAACUAUGAUGAGCAGCUGGCUAUAUUGAAGGCAUUAGAUCCUGAAGGUGCAGCAAACUUGGCGACGAAGACGAAGAUAGGGAAAGACAAGUUUCUCUCGCAGAACGAAUUUGUCAAAGCGGCGGUAGAAGUCGAGCUGUCGUCCGGAUUGCUGGUGCCAUCAAAGCUUGGCGCGGCGGCCGGUAUCGUCGAGAGUCGAUUUCUCAGCUCAAAACGUAUGGCCGCUGAGAUACAGCGAGUCCUACAAGUCAUGAAGGACGAACUCCUGGGCACAUCUGGCAGCAAAACCGCGAACGCUUCUGCGCCAUCGAAAGACAAGGUUAGGAACGACACCACCGUUCGGGCGCAGGAUGCAACGUCUCCUUCGGAUGAUGAAGACGACCUAUCUGGGGAGGAAGAUGGAGUUGACGUCGACGUGCAGGAGGGAGCCGGUUGGGAGUCUGGCACGGUGGCUGACAGUGACGGGGAAGAUGGGUGGGAGUCGGGCUCUGUGGACGACACGGCUGUCAUUGGAGGACGUGCUGGAAACAAGGCCACGGCCGUAUCUGAUGAGGACGUCGGGGGCCUGUCAGAGGCGAGCGAUUCAUCCGACACGUCUUUGUCCCCCGCAGCCAAACGGAGGAAACAGCUCGAUCAUAAGGCCUCCGCAGCGCAAGCGGUCCCAAAGGACCCGAAAGGCAAAUCCAAGGCAUCUGCCGCCGAAUCUACAUUUCUGCCUUCGCUGUCCGUCGGCUUCACUCGGGGAGACUCAGAUGUGUCAGACUGGAGCGACGAAGAGGCAAAUGCAGCUGAUGGUGCACGGAAGAAUAGGCGCGGCCAGCGUGCCCGGAGAGCCAUAUGGGAGAAGAAGUACGGGAAGAACGCGAAUCAUGUCAAAAACGCCCAUGGGACAUCUAUGCGAGAUGGACAACGUCCAUCGAAUCGCGCGAAUCUACCUGGUAAAGGAGCACCGAGACGAGAUGGACCGGAUACGAGACAGCACCGUCCAAGUGCCUACGCAGCCUCUCGUCAACCCGACAGUCGCAGAGUCGCGCACGAAAUUGCACCCCCAGGUCCAGAAAACGCCUUUGCACGAACGAAAGCCAGAGAAGAAAAGCCACUUCAUCCGUCAUGGGAAGCGAAGAAACGCCUCAAAGAGAGGGAGAACCCAGUCAUUCUGCCUGCUCAAGGGAAGAAGAUCACCUUUGAUUGACGGGUCAUUGCGUGUUUGGUCGCUGCUGCGUCGUGCGUUAUGACAUAUGAAUGCAUCACUGGUGUCACCUUCACCUUUGAGGCGCACUGCACGAUUCGGUCCGGAUGUUCAAAACAUUCACGCACUCACCGACAUACGCUUUCCCAACGCUUCCCAUACGUUCAGAACGUCGGCCCUGAAGGCCUGACAGUCAUGACUGAGUACUGGAAUCACACAUGCUUUCGGCACGA